Nicotiana attenuata is the source of this 2234-nucleotide messenger RNA. Its product is annotated as putative late blight resistance protein homolog R1B-16. The record is from RefSeq and is a predicted model, not a curated record. Gene Ontology annotation, molecular function: ADP binding. Gene Ontology annotation, biological process: defense response to other organism. The transcript has 2 exons. The annotation marks the transcript as partial. NCBI's taxonomy places the organism in Eukaryota, Viridiplantae, Streptophyta, Magnoliopsida, Solanales, Solanaceae.
AAAAAAAGUCCAGGUUGGUUGGUGAGCCUAGUGAUAGGAGACUAUCUAGCUUGGUUCGGAGAGAUUAGACUGUGUCUUCCAGACGAUGGUAAAAGAAGUCGGGUAUUGUUGACUACUCGAGACGUUGAGGUUGCUCAAUAUGCUAGCUCUCCGGAGGAUCCUUUCAGGAUGCAUUUACUAGGCCCCGAUGACAGUUGGAAUUUGUUUUACCAAAAAGCAUUUGCAGAAAAAGGUUUUCCAAUUGAAUUUGAGGAUGUCGGGAAGGACGUCGCAAAAAACUGCAAAGGAUUACCACUUAUGAUUGUCGUGGUUGCCAAGUUUCUGUCUAGCAAGAGGACAUUGGAAGAGUGGAGAAAAGUAGCUGAAAGUUUGAGCUCAUUAGCAGACGUUGAUGCUUAUCAACAAUGCUCAGAAGUGCUAGCUUUAAGCUACAAUCAUCUUCCUUCCUAUCUGAAAGGUUGCUUUCUGUAUUUUGGACUUUUUCCAAAAGCUAGUAAAAUUUCUAUGGAAAAGUUGAAUAGAUUAUGGAUUGCGGAAGGGCUCCUAAAGGUAAAGGGUUUGGAGGGAUUGGAAGAAGUGGCCGCUAGUCAUUUAAAUUAUCUUAUUGAUAAAAGUCUAGUUAUUGUUAGCAAAAGAAGUAUGGAUGGUAAAAUCAUAAGAUGUAUGAUUCAUGAUCUUGUUCAUGAUUUCUGCUUGAAAGAAGCCGACAGACAGAAUCUUCUGUAUUUUGUGAAUACCGAUAUUGAUGGACCUCUAUGGUUUAUUCCUGAAGGCUGCAGGUGGAUGUCACUACAAUUAAGGCGCUUUUAUCUUCACCGUCCAUUCCCUCAUUUUGCUUAUAGUAAAUUACGUUCCUUUUCUGUCAAUUGUAAAAAAAUCAUUCUAAAUCGCUGUUAUUUCAAACUUCUUAGGGUAUUGGACAUGGAGAAAAGGAAGAUUCUCCAUUUCCCCAUAGCUAUACUAGAACUAGUUCUUUUAAGGUAUUUGGCAUUGAGGAUUAGGAAGCCUGGUAAGUUACCAAUUUCUAAACUUCUGAAUUUACAAACUCUCGUUGUUCGUCCAAUACACACUGGUAUAUGGGGAAUGUACUCCUUACCAAAUGGAAUUUGGAAAUUAUCUCAAUUAAGGCAUCUCCAUUGUUGGUGUAUGUAUUUGGACUCUCCUCAGCUGGCAUCACAAAAUGAGGUGAAGAACUCGAUUUUGGAAAACUUACAAACUGUUUAUGGGUUGAGACCUUCUUGUUGCACUAAGGAAAUAUUUGAAGGGAUUAAGAAAGUGAAGAAAUUGGAAAUUGUUGGUGAAGCACAGGAAUUUAAUAGUGAGACGGGAUGGCAUAAUAAUCUUAAAUAUUUAGAAGAGCUCGAGGCACUGAAGGUUACAGUUUCACUCUAUUAUGGUUUUGACUAUCCGCCGUGUUUAAUAAAUCCAAGUCCAGGUUCUUUCCCACCAUAUCUCAAGAAGUUGACGCUUAGCCGCACUUGUCUUCCAUGGAACUACACGAACAUUUUUAGCAAGUUGCCCAAUCUCGAGGUGCUCGAAUUGAAGAAUGGUGCCUUCUCAGGCAAUGAGUGGGAAAUAACAGAGAUGGGAUUCCCUAAAUUGAAGUUUUUACUCCUUGAGGAUCUGCUUCUUAUUUAUUGGACAGCCACCGAUGAUUGUUUCCAAUGCCUUGAGCGUGUAUACAUCAGAGAAUGCAGGUACUUACAAGAAAUCCCAGAAGGAUUUGCAGAUAGUGUGACGCUGCAGCUAAUUGAGUUACAUAAAUGCUGUCAUCCUCUUGUCACUUUUGCCAAGCAGAUCCAGGAAAAGCAUGAGGAAUUGGGAAACAACAUGCUUAAAGUUUAUGCUUUUGAUUCAAUGAACUUGUGAGGAAGGUAGUUUGGUUUCCUUAAAAGAGAUUGCUAAGGAUUAGCAGCUAGUACCAAGUUGCAGUUGACUGAUUUACACAGAUAUUGCCAUUCCAACAAGAGCAAGAUAUGACCAGUGUUGUGUAACUUAUGAUAUGCUUGUGUUCUCUUUCUUGUUUUUUCUUUAAAUUUUUCAUGUCAUUUUUUUAGCAAAAAUUGUGGUGAUUUGUAUUAGGGGUGUCAAAUGGGCGGGUUGGGUCAAUUUUGGACGGGUCAAAAUGGGUUGAGUCAAUAAUUGGGUGGGUCAAAUGACCCGCCCAAAAGUUACUUGGGCUAAGAUGGGUUGGGUCAAGAUGGGUUAAAAUUCGGGUCAUAACCCAACCCGCC